This is a messenger RNA of Argiope bruennichi, 2780 nucleotides long. Its product is annotated as protein SCAI-like. The record is from RefSeq and is a predicted model, not a curated record. The transcript has 14 exons. Gene Ontology annotation, cellular component: nucleus. Lineage: Eukaryota; Metazoa; Arthropoda; Arachnida; Araneae; Araneidae. Bases 141 to 1946 code for a protein of 601 amino acids. Gene Ontology annotation, biological process: DNA-templated transcription. Gene Ontology annotation, molecular function: transcription corepressor activity.
GAGUUGGGGAGGUCCAGGUCUACCUGGUCGAUAAAUUCCGAAGCCUUACGGCUAAUUUAACCCUUAGCAUUUCAAGACAAUAAAAUUACAUUUUCGAAUAGACUUUGAAGGUUCUUUCAGAUUCCCUAACUUCUCAGUACAUGCAUAAAAGUACUAGCAAUUUAACUUACAAAUUUUCUUCUCUUGAUUUAACCAAACGAUCCAAUUCUCAUUUAGAAGACAUAUCCCAACAUGCAACACGGAGGAUGGCGAUCAUGAAUGAAGCCGAGGAGCAAGAACGGAAAAUCGUUCAUGAAUUUUGUCAUUUAUUAGAGAAAUCAAAGCAAUUAUUUAAUGGACUGAGAGACCUCCCCCAGUAUGGCCAUAAACAGUGGCAAGCAUAUUUUGGUCGCACUUUUGAUGUCUAUACUAAGCUUUGGAAGUUCCAACAACAGCAUAGGCAAGUGUUGGACACGAAAUAUGCUCUUAAACGUUGGCAAAUUGGUGAAAUUGCAUCUAAGAUAGGACAACUGUAUUAUCAUUAUUACCUCAGGACUAGUGAAACAAAUUAUUUGAAUGAGACAUUUUCAUUUUAUGCUGCUAUAAGAGCUCGUGGAUAUUACAGUAAAGCUAGCAAAGAAGAAAGAUCUGAUUUAAUGGUUAAGAAACUUCGUUACUAUGCCAGAUUUAUUGUUGUUUGCCUUUUGCUCAAGAAAAUGAAACUGGUGAAAGAGUUGGUUCGAGAAUUAGCUAAGCAGAUUGAUGAUUAUACAUCUACUUAUGAACCUGAAGACCAGCUUGAAUGGUCUUUAGUACUUGGAGAAAUAAAAUCAUUUAUUGAGGCUGACAAUCUGGUAACUAUAACUGAUGUGAAUUCAGCACCUGUUGUUCUUUCACAUCGUUUGAAUCCUCUAAAUAGUCCACCCGUUGAAAAAUUGCCUACAAACCAUUUAACACUGCAAGAAAUACUUAUAAUGGGCAAUUGCUGUGAUCAGGUUAAGUUUAGUGAACUUACUCUGGAUAUGUUUCGUAUGUUGCAAACUCUUGAAAGAGAACCUCAAGAAGAAGCAACUCAAAUGUUUGAUUCAACUCCAACUCCUGGCAGGAUUCCAUUUCCUCCUGAUAAUACGGACCAGAGACCUGCAAAACGGGAAAAUCCUCAUAAGUAUUUGUUGUAUAAGCCAAAUAUUAGUCAAUUAAUUGUUUUCCUAAGUUCUGGAUUUAAAGAACUUCCACCUAAUGGGGUGCUUCUAUUGUACAUGUCUGCAGAUGGUUGCUUUACAAAUGUGAAACAUCCUGAUGAUGGUUAUGAUUAUGGUGGUGUGGCUACAAACAGUAAAAGAGAACCAGACCAUAUCAGCAAAAGGAAUGUACAGCUCAAGGAUAUUCAUUGCCUUUACCCUGGUGAUUUGUAUCCCUUGACCAGAAAGCCUCUCUUUGUCAUUGUUGAUAGUGACAAUAGUCAUGCAUUUCAGUACAUUCCACGCUAUUUUGGUCAACCUGUUUUAGUACUCAUGUCACCUGAAGACAUCCCACCAUCCUUCCACGAUCAGCAGCACAAAGGAAAUUUGUUCACUCUUUUCUUACACAGUCCAUUAACAGCUGUAUGUUUUAUAUGCAAUAUUACUGAGAUUCCUCAUACUUUGUGGGAGAAAAGUCAAAGCCAUAUUGAUCGCUUUAUGUCCGAAGCAAGUCGACUGUUGGUGAAAUGUCGUAAUAUUGAUCCUGCCUUUCUGCAGUUUUAUGGAGAUGACUUCUUACGGUUACUAAUCUUAAGAUUUAUUUUUUGUCGUGUUGUUUUGAGAUUGCACAGACUUUUCAUGAACAACAAUUUCUCACCACGAUCCCAUCCUCCAUUGUCGGAACCAGAGAUCCUAGAGCAACCAAUUUUAAAAAAAGUGAUUCUUGAACUAGUCAGUGUCUUAGACGUUCGGAAUAUGUUCAAUGAAAUUGAGGAAACCGACUGACAAGUAUUCAAGUUCAUCCUUGCUUGAGGCUCAAAAUCAUGUCGUUUAAUAAAUAUUGUGUGGUUUACGUGUUUCUCAAAACAUAAUGUCAGUCAUCCAAAAUGUCCAUGUUACUAUACAGAGUUUGAGAUUUUAUUUAUUUAUUUGGAAUAGUAGAGUUUGUUAUUGAGUUUUUUUUAAUUAUGCAUGAAAAUAGAACUAAAUAACUUUGUAAGUAGUGUGUGCAAUUAUUCUUAUUAUUUCUAAAUCAAUAGUUUUCUUUUAAUGUUAAAACAUUCAUAGUGAGAACAUUUGUUGUUGAAUCAAAAUAAUACAGGUUUUUAAAAUGUGUUUAAGUGGAUUUCUAAUUAAAAUAGAUAUGAUUCAGUCUUUAAGUUUGUAAAUUUUUUCAAAAGUUUUUGUUGUAUUUUCUCCAAACUAUUUUUCUUCUUUUUUCUGUUCAUUAAGAAACAAUAUUUAAAUAAACUCUUUCUUUUAUGUUACUAUUUUGAUAACUUUUAUUUCUGUUCAAUUUUCAAAUUAUGGUUAGAGUUUUAAAACAUCUUUUUCUUUAAUUUCUUAUAAACUUUUUCUCUUCUAUUUGUUUUUUUAUUUUUAUAAUUUUGUUAUAUCUGUUAAUGAAAUAUUAUUCAUAUUUUAAUUUCUUAAUGUGUUCAAGCCUGGAAGUUAGAUGUGAAUGAAUUUGACAUGCAACUAACUAAAAUGGCAUUUUUUUUUAAUACUCUGAUUUUUUUUUUUAUGCUUAAUAAUUUAAAAAUAUUAUUUGUGCUAUAUUUUUUGCUCAUCAAUUUGAAAAAUAGCUUCACAACUGAUAACUAAUGGGUUUCUUUUUCC